AUAUUCAGGAUGCAAAUAGAGAGCUCAAUAAAUCUCUGCAAUUGCUGCUAAAGGGUUUUUUUCGUAAAUUGGUGAACUUAAAAGUAAAAACAAAAGAUAUGGAUAUUUUUUUGGCAAACGUAUUUCAUUUCCAUGGUCGAAAUCUAACCGUCUCUCAAUCGACUUCUUCUUAUCUGAAUUUUAAAACAUUUUCCAGUGAUGAAUUGCAGGUGGACGUAAAGGAGUUAAUCAUCAAGGAACAUUAUACGUCGCUGUAUAUGUUGAUACCUUCUUUAACAAGCAUAAACAACACGGUCAAAACAGAUAUGAGCACUGGCCUUUCUAGCUUGAUUGAAAGAUUGUCAACAAGCGAGGGUAUGGAUAUACUUCGGAAAUUACUGUCUUAUGCAGAAAGAGAUAAACCACUGUCUAUCGUUAUUCCGCCGACCUUCGAAAUUGAAAAGUAUCUGGAUAUGCGUGCACUGUUGCGGGAACUAGGCGUCGAGCAAUUAUUGACGUCCGACGCGAUUCCUUUGGACCACAUCUUCAUGGCAGACUAUCAAAGCGUGCACUUCGGCAAUGCCGUGCACCGUGCUCGUGUCAAGGUCACGCAGGAGGACGUCAAGGCGGCUGCAGUAACCGUGAUCAGCGGACAGGAACCUUGUUCGAACGACAUUAUAAUCGACGUGGAUACCAAUUGUCCAUUUCUUUGGUUAAUUUACGAUAAAAUGAACGCAGAUAUUCUUUAUAUCGGCGUCUUUAAUGAAGUUGGCAAGCCCGUUUCUUGAAUUGGGUUGACAGAUACAAAUCCUAUCAAACGAACUGCUCAUUUUAGGAGUUUAUUGGAAAGUCUUCAUAAUUAUGAUAACAAAUUUAAGGGAAGCCAGUUUUGAAGCUUUAAAAAAUAUGAUUUUCAAGAAUUUUCUAUUGGAAAAACUUUACAGCGUAUUAUUUGGAAAUAUUUAGGCAAUUGUUAUUAAA
Molecule: messenger RNA, 960 nt
Organism: Nylanderia fulva
Lineage: Eukaryota; Metazoa; Arthropoda; Insecta; Hymenoptera; Formicidae
Product: serpin B5-like
Molecular function (GO): serine-type endopeptidase inhibitor activity
Source: RefSeq, a predicted model, not a curated record